Molecule: messenger RNA, 1525 nt
Organism: Cuscuta europaea
Lineage: Eukaryota; Viridiplantae; Streptophyta; Magnoliopsida; Solanales; Convolvulaceae
Source: the annotation of a GenBank genome assembly
UCGGAAUUUGGGGAAAAAUUCCCACCCCUAACUAAGAUGUCUACUUGAAUAUGAGAAUUGCGUGUGCAAAUUUUGAAUUGGAUAAUCCGUACUCAAUUUUUCUGUAUUCUGCAUCCGAUCGCGGAUUCUCGGUCUAUGGAUCUUCAUUCAAUCCCAUCCACAAUUUUGAGAUUUCAUGUUUGUUUCUAGACGUGAUUACAAUACUUCGUGCUUCUUGGCACGCGUAUAUAUGUGUAUAUAUAUAUUUGUUUCUGUGGUUUCAAAUAAAUUUGUCUAGCUGGUUUGGUUGAUGGGUUUCAUGGAUUGUGAAGUCCUUCCAGGAUUGAAUGACCCGGCUCUAUGGGCAACGGAGGAAGACUAUAGAGCCUUGAAUGACGAUAGGUAUGAGCCCCCGAUUAAGAAAUCCAGAAACUCACAGGGCUCAGAAUCUCACGUCAUAGUCCCAAGUAGAUCCAAAGCCAUCGGAAAGGUAUUCUUCAAGACCAAACUGUGUUCCAAGUUUCGUGCUGGGGUCUGUCCCUAUAUCACCAACUGUAGCUUUGCUCAUGGGCUGGAAGAGCUUCGUAAGACGCCACCUAAUUGGCAAGAGACGGUCACUGAUCAUGAGACAUUGGAGCACCGGAGAGAGGAACACCGCCAGAUUCAGACCAUGAGUUCCCCUGAAUUGCGGGCCGAGUUCCACAGGUCUCACAAGGGAAGGCACUGCAAGAAGUUCUAUACAGAAGAGGGAUGUCCUUUUGGAGAUAGCUGCACCUUCUUUCAUGAUGAGCAGUUGCGGUCUAGGGAGAGUGUGGCCAUUAGUGUGACUCCCACCGGGGGAGACUUUGGUAAUAAUAUGAAUAACCCAACGGCAGUGUACCAAAAGCCAAACAACUGGAAGACAAGGAUUUGUAAGAAGUGGGAAACUACUGGCUAUUGCCCUUUUGGCAAUAAGUGUCAUUUCGCUCAUGGGGUAGCAGAGCUGCACAAUUUUGGUAGAGCACAAGGGGAGGGUGAAGGCAACGGGUCUGCUUCAGGAAUAAAUCCAGGGGGAGGAUCCUUAAAGCCACCGGUAGAUCUAAAGAUAGCCUCGGCCACAUAUGCUCUCAGUAGUAAAACGUCUGAGAGGAGGCCUAUCCACAAAUGGAAGGGACCUGAUAAAAUAAGUAAGAUAUAUGGCGACUGGAUAGAAAACAUGGACUCGUAGAGGGUGAAACUGGAUCUUGAACUGAGGGUCUUAAGUCCUCGAGUUGCAAAUAAAAUUUCGCACUUUGAUGAACCGGCCCAUUUCUUGUGAGUUGGAGCUGAAGUUGAUAACUUGAUAUUCCUCUUCAUGAGGUUUUCCAACUAUUUUGUUGGUGUAUGUAGUUUAUGUACCAUGGAGUUGUAUCAGCAAAAAAACAGCUGUCUUUUUUCAUUACUAUCUAACUAGCUUUCAAGCCUGUGCGAUGCACGGGCAGUAUGUAAUUUAGCUAAUUUGAAAUUUAAUUUCUAUCGGAUCACAUAUAAUGUGAUUUAAAAGAGAAAUGAACUUAGUCUAAUAUAG